Molecule: messenger RNA, 1963 nt
Organism: Mercurialis annua (annual mercury)
Lineage: Eukaryota; Viridiplantae; Streptophyta; Magnoliopsida; Malpighiales; Euphorbiaceae
Product: cyclin-SDS
Exons: 7
Coding region: 115-1689 (524 amino acids)
Biological process (GO): mitotic cell cycle phase transition; regulation of cyclin-dependent protein serine/threonine kinase activity
Cellular component (GO): cytoplasm; cyclin-dependent protein kinase holoenzyme complex; nucleus
Molecular function (GO): cyclin-dependent protein serine/threonine kinase regulator activity
Source: RefSeq, a predicted model, not a curated record
AUUUGCACACACAGAGCAUCACCACCACCACGCACUACUUAACGUUCAUAACCGCUUUUUCUCAUCUCUCUCAACUCUCUCUGUGUAAUUUGAAUUUGAAAUUAGACAAACAAAAUGAAGCUCAAAUCAACUAAAAACUAUUCAAAACUAAAACCAGAGCCUGAGCCUUACAUUAUGAAGAAGCAGCGAACCAAGACCACUCGCCGGCUCCGGCAAAAAAUCUCUCCGAUUGUCAUUUCUCCGACGGCGAACUCCGUAUCUUGUGACUCAAGCAGAGUUACAUUUGAUUCAAAUGCGAAGAAGAGGAAAUUACACGAUCUCGACGGUAGCAGCAACACCGUGCCGGUUCGGAGAAUCACGAGAUCUUACUAUAAGCAGCUACAGGACGAGAAGAGAUUUCACGGAGUUAACGACGUUGAAGUUAGUGAAGCUUCUUCAUGCGUUGAAUCUAACUCCGAAGCUGAUUUUGCUGCUAUUUCUGCUAAUAAUGUACGUAACGGUGUCGUUUCUAGUGCUUCUGAAGCACGUUAUUGUAAACACAAGAAAUCGCUUGAAACAGAGCAGCUGAUUCAGCCUGAGUUUUCUAAAAACGACGCAGUUUCAGUUGAUGAAUCAUCUGUCGUCGACCAGAAGUCGAAGAGCAGCUUAGGAUUUGAAACUGAUUUAUCUUGCGCAGAGCAAUUCUCUUACGACGAUGUCGUUUCGGAGUAUUCUUCUAGUCACGAGAAUGAUUUCUCUGAGCUUUUCGAAGUGUUUCAGAGCUCAUCGGACGGCUAUGAGUUCUCAGAUGACUACACACCGUCGAUUUUCUUUGACUCUGGAAGUCAGUUCUCCGAGAAAUCUACCGAUGAUUCUACUCAGUCUCCUACGUACUCCUUAUCGCUUGAGUUUCGACGUCAAUUCUUGAGAUCUAGUGUCUCUCUAGAUCCGACUGGAUCUUCGCUUAUGAAAGCAGAGUGUCUAAACUUCGAGAAGUUCAAAAAUGAAGAUGACGAGGAUAGCUAUCAAAGGCUACGGGAAAGAGAGAGACGGCAAUUAUUUUUACAUGACUACGUGGAGGUUUAUCGGUCCACGACGGAGUACGGCGAGCUAGUAUCACAGCAACGGCUACUAAUGGUCCAUUGGAUUAUUGAGCAAGCAACUGCUAAGAAGUUGCAGCAGGAAACUUUGUUCCUUGGGGUUAGCCUUCUGGAUAGGUUCUUGAGCAAAGGACUUUUCAAGAGCCUAAAAAACCUUCAGAUUGUUGGAAUAGCCUGUCUUGCAUUGGCUACCAGAAUUGAAGAAAAUCAGCCCUACAACUGUGUGAGGCAAAGAAAUUUCCAUAUAGAGAGCAAUAAGUAUACCAGGACAGAAGUAGUUGCCAUGGAGUGGGUGGUGCAGGAGAUCCUCAACUUCCAAUGCUUAUUGCCUACAAUCCACAACUUUAUGUGGUUCUAUCUGAAAGCUGCUAAAGCUGAUGCGGAGAUGGAGAAGACUGCCAGAUACUUGGCAAGACUAGCACUAUCAGUCAAUGAGCAUCUUCGCUACUGGCCCUCGACUGUUGCAGCAGGACUUGUUAUUCUCGCUUCUCUGCUAAGCGAGCAAAUGGAAUCCUAUCAACGGGUCAUUGAGGUUCACAUCAGAACAAAAGAAAACGACUUACACGAGUGCAUAAAGACAAUGGAGUGGCUGAUACAAUAUGUAAGCUAGAAAAAUGCACAAAGGAUUGUAACUUCACAUUUUUUCUCUCCAGCCAUUCAUUACUACUCAUAUACAUUACAAAAGUCAUUUAAUAGCUCCCUAUAUACUCAUAAAAAAAGCAACUUAUAGGUAUCUGAUUCUUUUCCAAUUGUAGUAUAAAGUCUCUCGUUUUCUGUCCAUAAAAUGGCCGGAGACAGAGUCUGUAAUUCAUUCAAAUGUGCAAAUUUUUGAGACUAGGCAUCGCCUGUUAAUUGCAAAUAUCCCCUUUAUUGGUUAAAAAUUC